Molecule: messenger RNA, 4310 nt
Organism: Pygoscelis adeliae (Adelie penguin)
Lineage: Eukaryota; Metazoa; Chordata; Aves; Sphenisciformes; Spheniscidae
Gene: MTMR8
Product: myotubularin related protein 8
Exons: 13
Coding region: 1-1878 (625 amino acids)
Biological process (GO): dephosphorylation; negative regulation of autophagy
Cellular component (GO): nuclear envelope
Molecular function (GO): phosphatidylinositol-3,5-bisphosphate phosphatase activity
Source: RefSeq, a predicted model, not a curated record
AUGUUGCAGGUUGAAAAUGUGAAAUUACUAGAUCGCUAUACAAAUAGGAAGGCAGCAAAUGGGACAUUAUACCUGACAGCUACCCACCUUAUCUACGUAGAUGCUUCUGCUGAAGUCAGAAAAGAAACAUGGAUUCUGCAUCACCAUAUUGCAACUGUAGAAAAACUGCCCCUGACUACGGCUGGAUAUCCACUCCUUAUUCACUGCAAGAACUUCCACGUGGCUCACUUUGUUAUUGGGCAGGAACGUGACUGUCACGAAGUGUACACCUCGUUGCUUAAACUUUCACAACCAGUGAAACCCGAAGAACUUUAUGCUUUCUCUUACAAUCCUAAAAUGUCUAAAGAGAACCGGGAGAUUGGAUGGAAGCUGAUUGAUUUGAAAGUGGAUUACCAGCGUAUGGGAAUUCCAAACAACUAUUGGGAAAUAACUGAUGUUAAUAAAGACUAUGAGGUUUGCAACACAUACCCUCCAGAAAUAGUGGUGCCUAGAGCUGCCAAUAAGGCAGUGGUGGUCGGAAGUUCAAGGUUCAGAAGCAGAGGGCGGAUUCCGGUGCUUUCUUACUUAUAUAAAGGAAACAAUGCUGCCAUAUGUCGUUGUAGCCAGCCUCUCUCCGGGUUCAGUGCGCGCUGUCUGGAGGAUGAACAAAUGCUGCAGGCGAUCAGAGAAGCCAACCCUGGGAGCCCCUUCAUGUAUGUUGUAGACACAAGGCCAAAGUUAAAUGCCAUGGCCAACAGAGCUGCUGGGAAGGGUUAUGAGAAUGAAGAUAAUUAUGACAACAUUCGCUUUAAAUUUAUUGGCAUAGAAAACAUCCAUGUGAUGCGGAACAGCUUGCAGAAACUCCUGGAAGUGUGUGAAAUGAAGUCCCCCUCAAUGAGCGAUUUCCUCACUGGGCUGGAGAACUCAGGUUGGUUACGGCACAUUAAGGCUGUGAUGGAUGCAAGUGUCUUUCUUGCCAAGGCUGUGAAAGAUGAAAAAGCUAGUGUGUUAGUCCACUGCUCUGAUGGGUGGGAUCGCACAGCGCAGGUCUGCUCCCUGGCUAGCCUCCUCUUAGAUCCAUUUUAUAGGACUUUUAAAGGCUUCAUGGUUCUAAUAGAAAAGGAGUGGAUUGCAAUGGGCCACAAGUUCUCACACAGGUGUGGCCAUUUGGAUGGUGACCCCAAAGAAGUAUCCCCUGUCUUCACUCAGUUCGUUGAAUGUGUCUGGCAGCUCAUGCAGCAGUUCCCGUGCACGUUUGAGUUUAAUGAGCGUUUCCUUCUUGAAAUCCAUGACCAUGUCUACUCCUGCCAGUUUGGCAACUUCCUUGGGACCUGUCAUAAGGAGCGUGAGGAUCUGAAAAUCUGUGAGAAGACGCAUUCUCUGUGGCCUUUCCUCUUACAGAAGAAGCAGGAAUUGAGAAAUCCUUUGUACAGAGGAUUUACAGCUUACAAAGAGCUUCAACCAAACACACUACCGUUCUGUUUCCAGUUUUGGUGUGGGAUGUAUAACCGCUUCGACAAAGGAAUGCAUCCAAAACAGUGUGUAUUGGAUCAUCUGCUAAGCUGCGUGAGCCAAAAGAUGAAACUGGAGGACAAUGCAUCUGAACUGGAAAAUAAACUUCCUUUCCUUGAUGGUCCUUUGCCCAGUGAAGCUUGCUCCUUAUCUAAAGUAGGACGUGCUGCUUCAAAAACACCGAUGCUCAACACUCCUCAGGAUUAUGAAGGGGAACCACCUCCUGUGUUGAGCAACGGCACCUCAGCAGGGGAUAUAGAUGUUACGUCAGAUGUGGACCAAAAGUACAAAGAGAACCUGUCUCAUCACCGGGACCUCCGUGAUCUUAAUGACGCCAUUGACGUUUUGGACUCCGAAGCUAAGGAUGGAAAGCCUCAGCACCACUGAUCAGCUCAGAGAACUGUGUUCAAUGAACCAGGCGCUUGUGGUGGUGAGGCAUAAGGGAGCUGUGCCCCCCGCGAGGGUGUAGACCACCUGACCGUUUGCAGCUAAGUGUUAGUACGUGUGUUUGCAGGGAGCUGUGCUCGCUGUAGAGAAGCAGUCUGCAUUUGGCUUGGUUCGCACCGUUUUGCAGCCGACAUGAUGAAGAUGCGUAGAGCUGCCCAGGAGGCUACCUUGAGUUAGUGUAAACCUUAUUUUUCAGUGGAAACACGAGGUGUGUUUAAGGUUUAUGACUGCCUGCCAGUACUGGUAUUUCAAGCUGAAAGAAGUCUUGGCCAAUUAACGUGGGGCUUAGGAGUUGUGCAGUGUUUAUAAAUGGAGUAGGAAAGAUGCAAUCCAUUUAUUCUUGGUGGUCGUGCAAGGUCAUCUUAAAAUGAUAAAAAAUGUCAGUUCCUCCUAAAAUGAUAAAAAAAAAUUAACCUUUUCUUAGCUGUGAAUGACUCUCUGCAUGGACCCUCACCUUGUGGCAGAACUGAUUCAUUUUUCGUUUCCUAUGCAUAUUUGAUAAACAAAACCAAACCCCCCUGUGCCUUUUUAUGGAGACCGUUUUAAUGUCUAGCCACGCAGUGUACUAUUUUUAUUAUUGUAGUGUAGAGUGGAGUAUUUGGUCGUCUUUGUAGUCAGUAUUUUUAAACAAGGUUUUUUAUCUGCUGCUGGCUUCUCCAGGAUCUUUGCCGAUCCCCUGAGUUUAGUAGCUUCUUUCUAAGCCGAGCUUUCAAAGAAUAAGCUUUUAUGGACCUCAUUUACUGAUUGUGAGAGUGCAGCAAGCCACAAAGACAGCCUGUAACACGUGAAUUUUUGACAGAGGGAGGAUUAGAAAUGAGAAAAGAUAGGAAAAAAAUUAUAUGGAAUUCUUCUUUCUUGUUUUAUGAUCUUGGUUAAAUUGAAGCAAGAGAGUAACUCUUUGUUCUAAGCUGGAAUCGAUGUGCUUUCCUCGCAUCCAUCGAUGAGGCAGUAAUUACAGAUGAGGUGUGUUCUGUUAUUGAAAUGGGGCCUAAAAUGAUUUCUUCACAUCACAUGCUGAGUGGUUAUAGUGAAUGUCAUCUUGGAUGUUAAAAUUACAUGAAGCCUAGAGAUGUUUUGUCUGUACUGUCAAGAUGUGGGGAGAUGAACAGUAUCUCUCAUGGCAAUGAACUUUGUAAUUCUGUGAAGCUGGUGACAAGAUGUAAAUUGGGAUGUGACCCCUUAUUGGAACAAGAAGUGGACGUCUUGGCUUGUGGCGGUGACUCCAGCUUGGAUUCACUCCAGUGCUUGUUAACACUACUUGGUUUCUUUAAACUGCAGUAAUCUCGGCUAGAGAUACUAGUUCAAAGUUGCAGGUUUAAAACAGAGACGUGUAUUCCAUUUAUACAGAAGUCUUGUGAAGAAACAAGGGCUUGUCUCCCCAGGGAAAUGGAUGGCCCAGGAAAGCUGUUCCACAGUACUUGUUCUGGACAAGCUUCUGUAGAAGUGCUUAAUUGCACAGAGAGUCCCAUUGUGCAGCUUAAUUGAAGAUGCUUUUCUGCUUUAUUUUGGAUCCUGUUGUUUAAAUUGGAUGCUGCCAUUAGGUCUUAAAAUCAGUUUUUCUCUUUUAUAAAAUUUUGAAACAAACUGAAAACAUUUUCUAAGUUAGCCCUCCCAAUCUACAAUAAAAAGUAGAAACAUUCCACUAUACCAUCGUAAAAUUCAAUAGCCAUUGUUCAUAUGCUUAUAACCUAUGGUGAAAUGGCUGGGUUAGUUUCAGUGUUCAAGAUAAAGUAGAAAAGAAAAAAAACAAAACUCUCCUGAGUGUCUCACUUUGGGUAAGAAAAUAUAUAUUUUAAGCAUAUAAGAAGACCCAAGGAAAAAGGGCAAUACCUGAGAACACAGAGUUUCUUCAAUGCCUAGAAUGGCAAAGAGAAACUUUUUUUAAUGUUGCAGGUUUUUCAAUCUUAAAGCAAGUAAUAUAGUUGUUUUCAAGGUAGGAGUGAGAGAACUACAAUGUGCGAUUGGUUUAAAACUAAGCACAUAAAAUACUGAACCAGAUGUGCUUAAGCGGAUGAUGUUCGAAAUUUGUUGUGUGGGUACCUAUCAAAAAUACUGCAUCGUGCAACAGCUGUGUAUUUUAUUUUGAAGGAUGCACAUUUCUGAGUGCAUCUUUUCUUAAUCUCAAGAUGAGUAUCUGCUGUUGAGUCUCUUUGCUUGUAAAAAGAGAUCUGCUAAGCUCCUAACGUUAAGUUAGAUAGUCUACCAGCCUUUUAAGUUUGCCAUAUCCACGUACUCCUCAAGCAAAGAGAUUGCACCCCAAGUCUUAAUCCGGCUGCUCUGGAUACCCAGGGAUCAGAGCCUGCUGUAGAUUCCCACUGGAGGGCGCUGGGGAGACUAUUCCCCUUUGCCUCUUUACAGUGUAAAAAGUCAGU